Caenorhabditis briggsae is the source of this 1098-nucleotide messenger RNA. The record is from RefSeq and is a predicted model, not a curated record. Lineage: Eukaryota; Metazoa; Nematoda; Chromadorea; Rhabditida; Rhabditidae. The transcript is spliced from 7 exons. The coding region runs from base 1 to 1098 and encodes 365 amino acids.
AUGAGAAAAGUUCAUUAUCGUAUAAGACAUUGUUUCAUAUUUUUUGGACUACUUAUAAUUAUCUGUUUUGUCUCUCGUUUGUUUAUUAGAGAUAUUCAGAAUGAUUCCAACACUAGCAAAUUCCCAUUAUCAAGAGCAUCGUCGUCUCGUCGAUUGAAUAUUAGUGUUGUAAUUGUUGUAUCUGAUAUUGAAGACGCUGAAAUAGAAUACUCCACAGCGUUGAGAUCAAUUAGAUGUUACUGUCAAAUACAUAAUUACCCAUUGCAUUUUAUUCAAGAUUCGGAUUACAGAGAUGUUUGUCAACAGAAAGAUUUCAUGUUCCGACGGCACUGCAUUGUUGCUCAAUUGCUCGAAAACAUUGAAUGGCUUGUAUUCCUGGACGCAGAUAUAGCAGUUGUGAAUCCGAAAGUUCUCCUGGAAGAAUACAUCGACGAAUCCUACGAUUUAACAUUCUAUGAUCGUUUUGUGAACUGGGAAGUUGCUGCUGGAUCGUACAUCGUUCAUAACACUCAAUGGGCAAAAUCCUUCCUCCGAAAUUUUGCCGACUUCGAAUCACAACUUCCGAAUAGCUUUCAUGGAACCGAUAAUGGUGCUCUUCAUAUUUAUCUUCAGCAAACGUUUUAUCCUCAACUUUCUGCAGAAUCUCAAGUUUGCAGAAAAAUAUGGGAAAAAGCGGAAAACUAUCAAGAUUUAUUCACAUUUGAAGCAUGUAUUCGAACUGUGAUGGGAGAUGUUCAUGAGUUUGAUAAAGCCAGAAUACUCAAAAAAGGUACCGGAUGGGUGAGGGAUAUUUGGUUGACUGAUUCAAAGUGGAAUCCUGAAAGGGAUUUUAUGCUCCACGGACUAAAGGAUUCCAACGAAAUUGUACUGAAACAAGGAUUCAUCAUUAAUAAAAUCUUUGGAAAUUUUAACUGGCGGUCCCCAUUUUCAUCAAAAUUGAAUUCAGAGAAUUGCGCACCUUUCGAAUUUGUAGAAUGGGAGAUGAAUAAAAGUUUGAUGGUGUCUCGAAAAGAAGUGGAAAAGUAUUUAAAAAGCCAAUUUGAUGAAGUCGAACGGAGAAGAUGGGACAGUUUAUCAGCAGUUGCCGGUUAUAUUUGA